AUGUUUUCUCUCGCGUCAGACAGCGCAGCGUCGCGAAAGGCGCCGGCAGCGUCGCCGUCGCUGCCUGCGUCUCUGCUCUCCGCGGCUCCGUCCGAGUCUUCAGGAUUCUACCGCGGAGACGAAACCGUCACCCUGGUUACUUCCAUGGGAGACAUCGAAGUGGAGUUGUACUGGAAGCAUGCGCCCAAGACGUGCAAGAACUUCUUCGAGCUAGCCAAGUCGGGCUACUACGACAACACGAUCUUCCACCGCGUGGCGAAGGAUUUUUGCAUUCAGGGCGGCGAUCCGACUGGGACAGGCCGAGGCGGCGAAUCCAUUUUCGGCGGGAAAUUCGAGGACGAGAUUCACCCCGACCUGCGGCACACAGGCGCUGGCGUGAUUUCGAUGGCGAACUGCGGGCCGGAUACGAAUGGAUCGCAGUUUUUCAUCUGUCUCGCGCCGGCGCCGUUUCUGGACGGGAAACACUCGAUUUUUGGCCGCGUGAAAAAGGGAAUGGAGAGCGUUAAAAAAAUCUCCACGGUUCAAACCACGGCGACCGAUCGCCCUAUCUACGACAUCAAGAUCAUUCGCGCAGUCACGGCUACCUCGCUUGACUAA
Messenger RNA from Neospora caninum, 597 nucleotides. RefSeq names its product putative cyclophilin. The record is from RefSeq and is a predicted model, not a curated record. Gene Ontology annotation, cellular component: catalytic step 2 spliceosome. Gene Ontology annotation, biological process: protein peptidyl-prolyl isomerization. Gene Ontology annotation, molecular function: peptidyl-prolyl cis-trans isomerase activity. The coding region runs from base 1 to 597 and encodes 198 amino acids. Lineage: Eukaryota; Apicomplexa; Conoidasida; Eucoccidiorida; Sarcocystidae. The transcript is spliced from 2 exons.